AUAGGGAGAAAACCCUUUGAACGUUUUUACUAAAAUCAUGAACUUUGUUGUCUUUUGGUUGAAAUUCUGCGGUUAAUAGAAAGAUUCUCGCCAUAAAUCGUUGUUUUUUACCAACCUAGUGUCUUCAAUAAAGCCUGAUGGAGGGAUGGGAUGCCAGACACGAUGGAGAGAAGAUCGAUCUUGCUUUUAUCAUCGAUUGUACAGGAUCGAUGGGKUCUUACAUCAAACAGGUCCAAAAACACGUCCACUACAUCGCAGAAACUAUCUCUCGUACUGCGUUUAAUGUAAGACUAGCACUGAUCGAGUACCGCGAUCAUCCUCCACAAGACAAGAGCUUUGUUACUCGGGUAAACGAUUUCACAGGAAAUGUCGGCGAGAUGAAGAAAUGGGUUGAUGGAAUGAGUGCUGGGGGUGGAGGUGACUGGCCAGAGGCUGUUGCAGACGGGUUGUACGAAGCUAGUAGGCUGUCUUAUAGGAAACAAGCUACCAAGAUGUGUGUCUUGAUCGCUGACGCACCACCUCAUGGGCUAGACCAAAAUGGAGACGGAUUCCCAAACGGCUGCCCAAAGGGACAUGAUCCUUUGACUGUAUGCCACACCCUUGCUGAAAAAGGAAUCACGCUGUACUGCAUUGGAUGUGAACCCAGUGUUCAUGCAUUCAGGGACUUCCUAAUGGCAUUGGGAGCAAUUACUGGAGGGCAAUAUGUGCCACUUCGUCAGGCAAAAACCUUGACCAAGGUAAUUACCAAUGCUGCCUUGGAAGAGGUUUCCCUGGAGAAGCUUAUGGGAGCAGCUUCCGAUUUGCUUUAUCUGACACUUCUGAAGAACAAAGAGGAAGGAAAGACAAUUACAGUUGAUGAGCUCGCAGAUGUACUCCACAAACACCUUACCUUGACCAACUGUCAGUGUCAACAGGUUCGAAUAAAUGAAAAAGCUCUGCCUCCUCUGACGAAUGAUGGUAAAACGUACAGCGCAAUGAAGCAAAUGAGCAUGGCAAGGAAGUUGUAUAAAGAAAGAAAGGGAGGGAGAUCGUCGUCACAUUCUCAUUCUGAUGUUCAGGAGCUCGUUGUUCUGAUGGGAAGAAUAAGUGUGUCUCGAGAGCAGAGCAGGAAACUCACAACCAAGUACAUAGCAAGGAAUAAGGUUCCUGUUACUCAUUGUGAAAAAACGAAUCAGGUUGUUGUAGGUGUCGUUCCUUCCACUCUUUAACUAGUCAGACCUGAUUGAGUGCGCGCAUUGAGUGAUUUUAUUUAACCCCU
Molecule: messenger RNA, 1258 nt
Organism: Actinia tenebrosa (Australian red waratah sea anemone)
Lineage: Eukaryota; Metazoa; Cnidaria; Anthozoa; Actiniaria; Actiniidae
Cellular component (GO): cytoplasm
Molecular function (GO): protein serine/threonine kinase activity
Source: RefSeq, a predicted model, not a curated record